Messenger RNA from Closterium sp. Yama58-4, 591 nucleotides. The record is from the annotation of a GenBank genome assembly. Lineage: Eukaryota; Viridiplantae; Streptophyta; Zygnematophyceae; Desmidiales; Closteriaceae.
AUGCUGCCGCUGAACAUGAACUGUGCAUCGAGGUGCGGUGCGGUGCGGUGCAGCAGCUACGGAUUCUCACCAGGGUUGACAGUCUUAUUGAAGCUGAGCAUGCCGUUCAUGCCGCCCUUCUCCUUAUCCAGCAUCUCCGCCACUGAGCGCGCGUGCUCCGUGGAUCCCCGGUGCAAUUCAGGUCCAGCAGCGGCAGCAGCAGCAGCGGCGGCAGCAGCAGCAGCGGCGGCAGCAGCAGCAGCCGCAGCAGCAGCGGCAGCAGCAGCAGCAGCAGCGGCAGCAGCAGCAGCAGCAGCGGCAGCAGCAGCAGCAGCAGCAGCAGCAGCGGCAGCAGCAGCAGCAGCGGCAGCAGCAGCAGCAGCAGCGGCGGGAGGAGGGGAGCGAGAGCGUGAGGAGUUGCUUGUGAUUCUCACCGUGGGUAGUACCACCAGAUGUGACAUGAUCGUGCGCGUAUACGCGCGCCGGUGGGAAGCGACAAAAGAGAUCUCCCCCCACCCUCCCGGGGCCAGAAGUUCCCCUUUCCUUCCGUCCUUCCCAGGUACUCCUCUCCUCCCCAUUCCCACCCACUCGCCCCCCUUCCAGUUUUCCUGA